AUGUGGAACCUCAUCAACUACAACUACAGCGGGGGAGGCGCAACCGGCGACGGCAAUGAAGACGGAAACGAUGCCAGCGGAAAUGGCGCCAGCGGAAACGCCGCCGGUGGAAUCGGCGCUAGCGGAAUCGGAAACGAAAACCCAAAUGCAGAUAAGGAUGCUAGCCAAAAUGGCAGUGACCAAAAGGAAGUCCGCCCAAAGGAGAAAAAAAAAAAAAAAGCAGCAAAACAUUUCGUGAGAGUGAUUGACGAAGAUGGCAACGACGUUGUUGACAAAGCGCUCGGGGAGGACAUAAACGAAAUGGACGAAGAUCCAACGGAUAAAAAGAAAAAGAAGAAGAAGAAGAAAAAAAAAAAAAAACAUUUGACUAGCGAAAAUAGGGACAAGUCCCCCUUCCUCAGCGAUCUCAGUUCGUAUGCUGACUACUCCCCAAGCGAUGAAGGUAGAGGCCGGAAGGAGUCGCACGUAACGAAUGAGGGUGGCUUGGGCAAUCAGCAGGAAUGCGACGCGUCCGUGAGCGGGGAGGAAGUCACCGAGGAAGAAGUCAUUGGAGAGGAAGCCUCUGCGGAAGAAGCCACCGCGGAGGCGCCCAACGGCAACGAAGCAAACGGUGCAGGUCAGGCCGGGCAGGGAACCUCCGCCAUGGCCAAUGAAUGGUUCUUUGGAAAGAUCAAAGAAAUUCUGGAGCCAACCAUGAACCAGGAAACCAUAAGCGAAAUGAUAACGAACAAAUAUAACAGCUUUAAUGAAGCCAACUCUGGCAUCUUCUAUCUAAUCGAGAACCUACUCGUCCGAACAAAUACGCAAGAAAAAAUGGAAUUAAAUAAAAAGCAGAGAAGCAGCUACCUGUAUAAUCACUACAACUCCAUGGAUUCCUCCGUCAAUGAACAUUACAAUUUUGUUAACUACUCCAUCUACUGCAUUAACAAAGAGCUAGCUGCCAACGUCGAGUUGGAGGCCACCAAAAUGAUAAAAAUAUAUAACUAUGCUUUUACCAAAUUUAAAAAGGAUAUAAAUUUUAGGGACCAAAUUUUUGCCGACUUGGUGAAUGAGGCGGACGAGGUCUCCACUUUGAUAGUUAAUGAGAAAAACAGCCAAAAGAAGAGGAUCCCCAAAAUUGACUUCCUCAUUUUGGCAAAUAUAAACAGCGACAACUACAACAAUAUAAUCGAGUCGCACAGCGUGCAAACGCCCAAGUUGAGGCUCGAGGACAUUUUUAAAAUUAACGUGAAUUGA
Plasmodium vivax (malaria parasite P. vivax) is the source of this 1236-nucleotide messenger RNA. RefSeq lists its product as hypothetical. The transcript has 2 exons. The record is from RefSeq and is a predicted model, not a curated record. NCBI's taxonomy places the organism in Eukaryota, Apicomplexa, Aconoidasida, Haemosporida, Plasmodiidae. Bases 1 to 1236 code for a protein of 411 amino acids.